AUGGACACCCUAACAACCCCCCUCAAACCCGUCAAGCGCACAACCUCCAGCGCCUUCGACGUCACCCGCAAAAGAACUCUCAAAGAAGCCGGUCUCCGCACCGAAGAGCACACCAACAUGGUCGGGAUCUACCUCGACAUCGACCCCUGGACAAACCCCCAGGACCCCGAGGACGUCAUUCUAGCAUCUAGACGGGAACUAGAGCGCAGAAUGACAGUGGCUGAGGCACGUUACGCGAAUCCACGGGGUAAGCCUCCGAACCACCGGAUCAGGGUGUAUUGGGUGUUUCCGUCUGAGGCGCAGACGGCGGAGGAGGUGUUCAAGGAGGCGUGGAUUUAUAAUAUGGCGUUUGAGGAGAUACUUGAGAGGGGGAAGGUGUUUGGAUUUCCGGUGUUGUUGGAUGGGUGUUGUGUGGUUGAUAUUCUUCGGACUGAGAAUCGUGGGAAGAUGGAGAAUGUUUCUGUGGCGGAUGUUGGGCAUUGUUCUUGGGAGGAUUUUUUGUCGAAGAUAACCCGGGGACUUAUGUUGGGUUUUAGGUGGGUGACGGGACUACUGUGCGCUCAGACUCCUUCGUAUUCGCUCGACAGUUGCGAGUAA
This is a messenger RNA of Aspergillus oryzae RIB40, 597 nucleotides long. RefSeq lists its product as uncharacterized. The record is from RefSeq and is a predicted model, not a curated record. NCBI's taxonomy places the organism in Eukaryota, Fungi, Ascomycota, Eurotiomycetes, Eurotiales, Aspergillaceae. The transcript has 3 exons. Bases 1 to 597 code for a protein of 198 amino acids.